Messenger RNA from Dentiscutata erythropus, 1110 nucleotides. NCBI's taxonomy places the organism in Eukaryota, Fungi, Glomeromycota, Glomeromycetes, Diversisporales, Gigasporaceae. The record is from the annotation of a GenBank genome assembly.
AUGGAUUUCUACGUAGUUUUUUUUUUAUUCCUAUUCGCUUUUGCCGUAAAUGUUCAAUCUUAUUUAAUUCCACGAGAAGAACCGAAUUCUGAUGGAUGCGCAAGAAUUUAUAAUGAAUUUAUUACAAAGAAAAAAACCAAUUUCAGUUAUGCUGAUGUCAACGAUUGCUAUAAAAGCUUUCCGUUUGAUAAAGACGCGAUUGAUACUUUAAGUGGCCUUGUUGGUGGAUUUUAUGUAUUUUUGGAUAAAGCAAAAGAACCUCCACAACCUGGGUUUGACUUUAGACCAGUAGAUUUAAAAGCAGAAUUAGAAAAUUUUCGGACAAAAUCUUAUUCAACUUUAUAUGAUUUUACAACCGACGUUAAGCAUCUCUUUUAUGAUUUAAAAGAUUCGCACACAUUGUUUGGUUCAUAUUGCUUUACGACAUUUUUUUUUCAUACGAAUAUGACAUUCUACUCUGUUGUUAACAAUGGGGAACAGAAAAUUAAAGUCUUUGAUGAUACUAUUGACCAAUCUAAUAUUGAUUGCGAAGUAACUCAUAUUGAUGGUCAACAAGCAUUCAAAGUAAUUUAUGAAUUUGCCAAUAAUUCAGUUUAUGCAUCAAGAGAUCUAGGUGUACGAUUUAAUAUAGCUCUUGAUCGUGCCUAUAAGUUCCCAUCUUUUGCUGUACGAUCUGAAAUACCAGAGAGGUCAGAUAUCACUUACACACUCAAAUGUGAUAAUAAAAAUGCAUUUGAUGUUAAAAGAAAUUGGAAUGCCUUUGCUCAAAAUAGUAUAAUUUUAAAUGAGUUUAAUAAUUCAAAAUCCUAUUUUGAUAAUAUUUGUAAUCCUACAAAUGGAAUCAUACAAAUUGGACCUUCUAGUACCGCAUUUCAAGAAAUUAAAGCUGCACCACCUGAUGACUUUAAUAAAAUUGUAGAGCAGCAAGACAAAAGUAUAACCACGAUAAAAAUUAUUGAUAGCUUUGUUAGCUUUUUUAAAACGCAAGACUUUGGCAUUGUUAAAUUUUUUACUGAAAGUCCCACUGGACCAGAAGAGCCUAUAAAUAUGCUUACAGAUAUAAUUCAAGGAUUUAAAGAACUAGAAAAUAUGGGCGUUAAAAAGGUAUAA